This is a messenger RNA of Ilex paraguariensis (yerba mate), 944 nucleotides long. NCBI's taxonomy places the organism in Eukaryota, Viridiplantae, Streptophyta, Magnoliopsida, Aquifoliales, Aquifoliaceae. The record is from the annotation of a GenBank genome assembly.
UUCUGAGACCCCACAGCUCUCGAUUCUCUUCUGCACGGAAUACCCUUAUUUCCAUACCAAUGGCUUCUUCUUCUUCAACUUCAAUGACUUUGAUGAUAUCUCUUCUUCUUGGCUCUUUCAUGGCUGCCACAGCGAACUUCUACCAAAAUUUUGAUAUCACAUGGGGCGACGGCCGUGCUAAGAUACUCAACAACGGCGAGCUUCUUUCUCUCUCACUUGACAAAGCCUCUGGCUCUGGCUUUCAAUCCAGGAAUGAGUAUUUGUUCGGAAAAAUCGAUAUGCAGCUCAAGCUUGUCCCCGGAAACUCAGCCGGCACUGUCACCGCCUAUUACUUGUCCUCGCAGGGAUCAGCUCAUGAUGAGAUAGACUUUGAGUUCUUGGGAAACUUGAGUGGCGAACCAUACCUUCUUCACACCAAUGUGUUCAGCCAAGGCAAAGGCGAUAGAGAGCAGCAAUUCUACCUAUGGUUUGAUCCCACUGCUGAUUUCCACACCUAUUCCAUCCUCUGGAAUCCACAACGCAUUAUAUUUUCUGUGGAUGGGACACCAAUUAGGGAAUUCAAGAAUGCCGAAUCAGAGGGUGUUGCAUACCCCAAAAACCAAGCAAUGAGGAUAUACUCCAGCUUAUGGAAUGCUGAUGACUGGGCCACACAGGGUGGUCGAGUCAAGACAGACUGGACCAAAACUCCUUUCACUGCCUCUUACAGAAACUUCAAUGCCAAUGCCUGUGUAUGGUCUUCUGGUUCAUCUUCUUGCAGUUCAAGCUCUUCAUCAUCAUCUUCAACCUCUGGCAAUAAUUCAUGGUUAAAUGAAGAGUUGGAUUCCACAAGCCAAGAAAGGCUUAAAUGGGUUCAGAAGAACUAUAUGGUUUAUAACUACUGCUCUGAUUCAAAGCGCUUCCCUCAAGGCUUCCCUCCCGAAUGUGCUCUCAACAACUCAACAUAG